This is a messenger RNA of Anguilla anguilla (European eel), 2949 nucleotides long. RefSeq names its product armadillo like helical domain containing 1 (gene armh1). The transcript is spliced from 12 exons. Lineage: Eukaryota; Metazoa; Chordata; Actinopteri; Anguilliformes; Anguillidae. Bases 915 to 2150 code for a protein of 411 amino acids. The record is from RefSeq and is a predicted model, not a curated record.
UUUUUUUUUUUUUUUUUUUUAAGUUAAAUAUGGUGUUAUUGAUUGGGGCAAAAAUGUUUAAUGUGCAAAAAGUUGCUUCCUUCGAUUAAAAGUAAUGCUUAGUUUUAUACAAUUUUUUGGCUCAUUAAAUGGUUCAUUUUUUUAAUUCAUGGUCACGGUAUAAGAGCAUACUUUAUUGUCCUGUUUUAUUCACAUAGUGAAAUCUCCUGUUCUCCAGGCACAGGAAAAAAAAUUCGGUGCCUGGAGAAUAAUUAGUUAGAUGUGAAAAAAAUUUAGAGCUUAAAACUACUGUCCAAAAUAACUUAAUUUGGCCAGGGUGAAUUCAUAGUUUUGAAUGGACUUCAAAGGGGAAAUUUGCUUUUUGGCUUAUUAAACUGCAAUACCUCGAGUAACCACUGAAGUUUAUGAAUUUCACGGAGAAUGCCAAUCUCUGGUCCCCUGAUCGUUUAUAAACACAUCUUUCACCGAACAAAGUAAAAUAUAUUAUUGUCCUUCUAGAAUGUUUCAUUUUAGAAUUGCCAUGUGAAAAGAAUACUCCGCAUUAAUCGCUGUUUUUGUCUUUCCUGACAUUGUGUUUACCGGAGUACCACUGUACUCCGUGUAGCGGCGCACACGAAUUUUACGAGCGGAUAGUUUUACAGUUUUUUCAAAGACCGGUUAGUUUAACAGCAGUGUUGAACGCACGUCUUUGCUCGUUGCAGUACACAUUACGUGGUUGCUUAGCAACCGAUUUUAUCAACAGUAUAGCUAAACGAAUGGAACUUGUAUUUCACUACAAUUUCACAUAUUUCCGCCAUCUGAAGACAGAUUUCUUCAGCCUUAUUCUUUUGAUAAUUUAACGCCUUCCAGAUUUUCGUCCUAAUGUGUCGGCUAGUCUCUGAAUUCCAGUGGUGGCCAGUGCGAGAGUAGCUACAAUGACCACCAGUAAAGCGAAGGCUGCAAUCAGAAAAGUGAACGCAUUCCUCCAGGAAUGGGACCAGGGCAACAACGCAGUGCGCAAACGCAUGCUGACUGCUUUCCUCAAGCAGAAUGAGGGCAAGACCUGCCCUGAGCUGGAGGUGGAGUUUGCACAGGUCGCCAGUCUUUUUCUGGUCCGGCUCACUUCAUGGAUUAAGCUUACCUAUAUGUCUGGGUCAUUUUUAGGGCUUAAGCUUAAAGCAGUGGGUGUGUUCCUGUCCGCAUCGAGCAAUCAUCGCUACUUAAUUGAGUUCAUUGAGGUUGGAGGAGUUCUGACUCUUUUGGAAAUCCUGGGACAGGAAGACAUAAGUGAUGAGGAUAAAACAGAAGCUCUCCUCAUGCUACUGACUGUCUCGAAUGCCGGACAGAAAUUCAAAGAGCUCAUCUGUGAAAGCCAUGGGGUUAAAGCCAUUGCUGAGUGCUUGGUGAAUUCAGAAGCGGAGAACACCCAAGAAACAGCCUGCAGCCUGCUUGAGUCUCUGGCCCACAGUAACCACAGAUUUCAAGGCCAGGUGUACAAAGGCUUAGUGACUCUGCUGAGUUGCAAUUCCCCCAAUGCCCAGCAGCUCGUCCUGCAGACACUCCGCGUUGUACAGGAAAUUGUGAAGACAGCACAUCCAUGCAUUGUGGAACCAUUGUUGACCUUGUUGAAAUCUUUUCAUCUUGAAGUGCAAUAUGAGAAUCUGGAGCUGAUCAGAGAUUUGACCAAGUAUGAAGUGAGAGAGGCUCUACUGAGAGGUCUGGUGGCCUUACUUAAACCUGCAAAAGAAGGCAUUCAGAGGCACAUCAUCAUUGAAGAAAUGGCCGAGAUGAUGGAGUCCUUGCCAGUGUUUGUUCAACAGGCAGCAGCAGCUAGAGCCAUAAGGAUGCUGUCUCAGGAGAGCCAGGAGCUGUCCCAGGAUCUUCUUUCCCUUGGUGUAGUGCAUCAUUUGCUGUAUGCCAUGGGUAAUAAGGAGCAUACGGACACUCAGCGACAGGCCAGCAUUGCCCUGGAGCACUUUGUCCGCAUGAACGCGGUUGUGGAGGAGCUUGUACGUAAAGUGAUGGGAAUUGAAUUGUUUGAAUUAUUUAUGAAUGACGCUGAGGCUUUUUACUUGAAGAUUGAUGAUAUUCAAGCAGAUAUACUCUUGUCAGUCAGGGUGGACAUUCCUCAAGGUAAAACUUCAUCCAUUACUGAUGAAACUGACAGCUGAAAGCCUGUUCUUCAUUUGUUACAACUCCGUAAGCCAGGGGUUUUCAGUCUUAUUCAAAAAGUGCGAGUAUAGGGGAACUCUUUUGCUGUAGCACAGCACUAAAACAUCUCAAUCAACUAAUCAACGAAUCACAACCAUUUGUUGAAUAAAGUGUUUUUGUGCUGAGCCAUGAAAGAAAGCACUCGCACUGGCCCUUUUCGGAUAGGAGUGAAACCCCUUUGUGUAAGUUAUUCAACUUUCUUAGUGCCCUAGACAAGGAAUACAAGUUAAGUGCCUGUACAACAUUUCCUGAUUACCAGAGGAAAAAAUCUGAAAGUUGCCGACAUUUUUGUUUAUUUUAUUAUUAUUUGUUAAUAUUGCUGUAAACUACACACACAAUUCUGGACACAAAGUAGUAAAAAUACAAAUGAUGAUAUUAAAGAUAAUUAACACAAUACCUCUUUUUAAAAAAUGAGAAAUAUAUGACAUGGGACAUGAUGCACUAUAACUAACCGUUAAGUCCACCGAGAUUUUAAAUCCUCAUUUUCUGGUGUAGAAUGUUGUGCUCUUAUUUUGGGACAACCUGAAACAUGUUAGUUCAAAACGGGAAAGCCUCAGUAAUAUUUUCUCUUAUUUGGCCAUUUAUGAUGAUUAAUUGUUCAUACACUCAGUGUCACAGGAAAAUGAGGAAAUCGACUGAUGCCCAAGUUUCUGUGGUGGUUUGAAUGUCAAAUUGUCAGCAUAUUAUUCAAGCUACUGUCUCAAGAAAACCCUUUCCUGUGAUGCCAUCCAUUGUAUAUCAGUAAAAUGACUGCAAGUA